GUAAUUGGCGUUCGUGGUAACCAAUCAGGAAGAGGAUCUACGGGAACGCCUGCCUUUUAUUUUAUUGAACGGCCAAUCCGGUGGUAGGUUCACCUCCCCCUCUCUACCCAGAGUCACUGCUGCAGCCGCCGCCAUUUUAGCGUUUUGUCAGAAGCGUCCGCGCCGCGAGGAAGAGCCCCUGCUGCUUUUCGUGCGGGCUGUGUCCGAGAUGGUGAAGCUGUUCAUUGGAAACCUGCCCCGGGAGGCCACAGAGCAGGAGAUCCGCUCACUCUUCGAGCAGUAUGGGAAGGUGCUGGAGUGUGACAUCAUUAAGAACUACGGCUUUGUGCACAUAGAGGACAAGACGGCGGCCGAGGAUGCCAUACGCAACCUGCACCACUACAAGCUGCACGGGGUGAACAUCAACGUGGAAGCCAGCAAGAAUAAGAGCAAAACAUCCACAAAGUUGCAUGUAGGCAACAUCAGUCCUACUUGUACCAACAAGGAGCUUCGGGCCAAGUUUGAGGAGUAUGGUCCAGUCAUCGAAUGUGACAUCGUGAAAGAUUAUGCCUUUGUACACAUGGAGCGGGCAGAGGAUGCAGUGGAGGCCAUCAGGGGCCUUGACAACACAGAGUUUCAAGAUAUCUAUUCUGUCACUGAAGUUUGUGGUUUGAGCACAACUGAAAAAGAACCAGAAGAUAUGGGUGGUAAAUAACAGUCACACAAAUACAAAAAGAUACUUAAGUGUUAGAAACGUUUAUUUGUCAAAAUAUUAAAAAAAAAAAGGGGGGGAAAAGUGGAGUAAAACAAGGCUAAAUUUCAGCUAAUGCUGUACCAUGAUCACAGGUCAGACAUAAAAAAACAAAACAAACAAAACAACAACCACCAAAACCCCAAUGGUCCUAGCAGUUUCAGAAGAUUAGCUUCAACGUUAGAGUCCAGAGCUAACAGAGAAGAGUAAAAGGCUGCUUGCCACUACAUGGUCAUUUUAAAGGGAAAGGAGAUGUUGCAGGUAGACAGGGAGAAGGGUUCAACUCCUAAGGAAAGCAAGAUAAGAGGGAUUCCACUGUACAGGAAAAAGGGGAUGCCAGCAUAAUCCUUACCUAGGGCUGCUCAGAGGCUGAGAACAUAAGGAAUAGAGUGAAAGGCUACAGAGACUAGUAUCAGGAGGAAAGAAAAGUCAACUUAGAAGAAUUAAAUUAAGAAAGAAAACAUAGUUGGUCACAAACUCCUUUGUUUACUGAAACAUGAAGCAAUGGAAACAUCCCGGCAAAGGGGACCGCGCGGAGCAAGUUCUCAUAUAUGACCGCAGCCCGAGGGUUCAGUCCGCAAUUAUCCUACCUGAAAGAGAGCACAACACAAGAGGCUUACACAAUGCCUGGAGAGCAGCUUGGCUCCGAGUACAAGGGCCCCGGUCCCGUCCUGUAUUCCAGGGGGAAAGAAAAGAACAGAACAAAACAAAUCCAAGUCAGACCGGAUCAAACUUACAACUCAUAUAAUUACCUAGGAGUCUUCUAUGGCUAUAUAUAGGAGUUUACUUUUAGCUAUAUAUAGAACAAGAAGCAGUCUAUCUGGAAGACUGCUGUGUUGGUGAUAAACAUAUCUUUCUCACUUUCUCACCAAUCUUUUAGGCAAGACUACUUCUGUGAUACAAGGCUACUGUCGCUGCAACAAAGGGCAUACAGAUAUUAUCAAGAACCAUAAUUUAUCCAGAACAAUCAGAAGAUGCCAAGGUCUCAAAUAUGGCCAACUGCAGUCUUCUAAAUUUGUCUCAUUUUUAAUCUUUCAUAGUGAACAAAUUUUCAGAAAUGGGUAUCACAAUCACAAAGGGUAUCAAGGAGUGGUUCAUUCAUCCUCCAACAUAUCUGCAUAUCAUACUGUCACAGAUUUAGAGCCAUAAUUCCAGUAGUUCCUUUAAUUGACCAAAUCUCCCUUACCAAAUCAAAAGAAGAAAUCCUAAAUUCUCUAAUUCUUCCACUGAUGAUGGGAACUCCAGACACCAAUGGCUGGGGGAAAAAAAAAGUUAACUCACACCAAGUUCCUCUACUUAUUACAGACAAAGGGCCAAAUCUUGGUCUUGAUCUGUGCCAAUCGACUUCAAAAGUUGUGACGUUCUUGAAUCAGUUCUGCUAGGGUGAGACCCGAAUUUGGAUCCCCAACAGUUCUGGAGUAUUUCAUCCUGGCAGCCUCAUUAACAUCAGGCUCCUGGGACUGCAACCAACUCAAGGUUAUUCAGUCCAUUUGAGGUUCACACCUGGAAGGUAAGUUUCUUUAAAAGUCAUCACUAAAAAGAGGUUAGUUGAACAACCACUGCUCGCAGUCAAAAACCACUUAAAAAAUACCUUAGCAAUACCCUUUAAAGACCACAAUAUACACUAAUUUAAUAUUUAACUUUGGAACAUAUCUGAGAGAAAUAUAAGUUAUCCGAUAGAAGAUACCACCUUACUUUAGAGGCAUAUCCUACUUCAUGGCAGAUCCAGCAGCAAUAAAAGUAAAAAAAGUAAAAUGGCAAACUACACUAGUUGUAAGAUUGUCCUCUUCAUGCACAUGAACACACACUACACAGCGGUCUCAGGGGAUCCGUCUUGUCAUGGUCAUAUAGGACAUAACUUAUCACAGGUUCGCAUCAUAUUUGCUUCCCACUACAUAAAAGGGCAAAUUCCUGUCACUUGGUUUUCUUCUACACAUAUACCAAAAGGGUACUCAGGAACCCUGAAAACUCAGUGGUAACUCAGUUUAACUUUGCUACGAGGCCUCCAGUUCUACUGAUGGUCAAUUUCAAGGUACAAGGAAAACUAUGAGAAUAGAAAGUUAUAAUGCAAUUUCCACUCAGAUGAAGAGAUUUAUCAAUCUCUAGAUACUCCUAGUUAUUCUUGACAUUCAAACAUCUUUGCUAUACAUUUUCUGAAGUAGGAAAAAUUGCAAGGUUACCAUCAAUGGGACUUAUACACAUCAGAAAAUUACCUGUUUUAUCUAGCUCCUUAAAUGUUCCUCUCAAACAAAAAAAAAAAAAAAAAAAUUUGCUGGAAGAAAUGUUAAGUGUCAGGCUCUAAAUGACAGCAUCAUAAGCCAUGCAGAAAUACGGCUUAAGUGCCCACACAGAACACGAUGCUCUGGAUUACUAACAAGGAAGGGACUCGAUGGGACAAUGGCAUCAAAACGCUCUGCUUUCAGGCAAGUAUCCUGGAACUAAACACCUAGAAUUUAGAGGAUUUUAUUUGGCUAUAGAUAUGUUAGAAGAGUUUCCUCUGAUAAAGGCUCAUGACCGAAGUAGUAGUUUUAUUAGCAAAUUGGAUGUCUGAAGUUACAGCUUAAAUUCUCACUGGUGACAUUCAUUAUUAACUCCUGAACCUGUACUCUUCAGCGUACACUACAGUGACUUUUGUGGUGGAAAGAGAAAGUGGUUUUGGACUCAGGCACGCCUGAGUUUGAAUUCUGGCUCUACCUCUCAAUUACCAGGUGACUUUAGGCAAAGGACUUAACCCCUCUGAGCCUUAGUUCCCUUCUCAUAAAAGAAAAUAUCUUAAAGGCCAGCUGUAUAAUUAAAUGAUAUAAUGUACAAAGAGGGCACUCAACAAAUGUUAGUUCUCUUAACUAUGUCUCUGUAACCCAGAUCUGCUUACACUUGAUUAAAGAAAAAUAUUCUCACUAACAAACUGAGUUGCUGUUGUUCUCUCAGAAGGAACAAGUUGGUUGGUUGGAGUUGUAAACUAAAACCUCGACAGGCCAAAUGAACCCCUGGCCUAAGUUAGAGAAAUACUUCAGACUAACAUGCAAUUUAUACCUUUUGGAUACUGUCCUGACAGCAAAUGGAUGGCUUUAGCCUCCUCUAUGUGGCACAGGUCUCCCUCCUGGGGAACUAAAUGGAAUCUCUUAACCACACCCACCCCACUCUCACCUCCAGUUUUUAAAAGGCU
This is a messenger RNA of Lagenorhynchus albirostris (white-beaked dolphin), 3896 nucleotides long. RefSeq names its product RNA-binding protein 4. The transcript has 3 exons. The coding region runs from base 209 to 694 and encodes 161 amino acids. NCBI's taxonomy places the organism in Eukaryota, Metazoa, Chordata, Mammalia, Artiodactyla, Delphinidae. Gene Ontology annotation, molecular function: zinc ion binding; mRNA binding. Gene Ontology annotation, biological process: mRNA splicing, via spliceosome. Gene Ontology annotation, cellular component: cytosol; nuclear speck. The record is from RefSeq and is a predicted model, not a curated record.